Molecule: messenger RNA, 3999 nt
Organism: Stegostoma tigrinum
Lineage: Eukaryota; Metazoa; Chordata; Chondrichthyes; Orectolobiformes; Stegostomatidae
Product: lymphatic vessel endothelial hyaluronic acid receptor 1-like
Exons: 7
Coding region: 424-1158 (244 amino acids)
Biological process (GO): cell adhesion
Cellular component (GO): dystrophin-associated glycoprotein complex; plasma membrane
Molecular function (GO): hyaluronic acid binding; transmembrane signaling receptor activity
Source: RefSeq, a predicted model, not a curated record
GGAGAAUUCUGAUACUGGUUGCCUUGAGCCAGAUGUUUCUAGCACUGACUCAAACUUCAAUUGAUGUUAAAGGACCCUGCCAUGCUCUGCAACUACCAAAGCUGUGCCUGAGGCAGCAACGCCAAAGAGGAAACACACUAAAGCAGCCCCACUGCCACUGACCGUACGCAGAACAUCGCCACUGCCAAAGCCAACUCAUUGCUGCCGAUACUCCAGCUGCACCGUAGCCAAGAGAAUGUGGCACUCUCGAGGACCGGAGCCCGUCUCAACUUCUGAGAACUGAUUGAUCAUCUAAAUUAACUCCCAAGAACCACUCGAGGGAUCAUUCACUCCGUCACUGCUGCAGACGCUGCUGAAGCACUAAAGGAAAAGAAUAGGCGCCAGAACGGUUGUGCAGAUGUUGAAAUCAGCCAAUGUCACAUCAUGGGGAUUUUCCACGUUAGCUUGGAAGGUCAAUACAAUCUGUCGCUGAUUCAAGCACGUAACGUCUGUCAGCAACUUGGCUCACUGUUGGCAACAAAGGCACAGGUCGAACGUGCAUAUCAGCUAGGCUUCGAAACGUGCAGGUAUGGUUGGGUGGAUGACGGUUUUGUUGUUAUCCCAAGAAUCAGUUCAAAGGAGCAAUGUGGAAAAAACAGAACAGGCGUGUUGAUUUGGAAAGUUGAUCCUGACAAAUCGUACGAUGGUUUCUGUUUCCAGAAGAAUGAUGCCCUGAAGAUGAAUACUUGUGAACUGUCAACUGAACAGGUUGCCCAGUUCACGAAUCCAACAGAAACACCAUUAACAGAUCUGGGUCACACAAACACAAACAAUGGAACAGAAUUCAGCUUUGAAUCCAUCGCCCCGUUGGACAGCAGAACUUCGGUACCUUGCGAAACAAAUACCUUUUUGUCAACCUCAACUGAUUCAAUCCCUCAAUCAACCUCCUCCUCAGAACCGCGCUCUACUACAGAGAAGAGUUCCAAAGAUUCCAGCAAUUUGAUCAUCUUUUUGGCUUUAGGUCUGGUGGCAUUCAUUUUAUUCGUGACCUUUGUGGCAACUUUGGUCUGUUGUCUCAGAAAACGCAAGAAGCUGUUUUCAUAUUUGCAUGGGCAGCCAAAAGAAGCCAUUGAAGCUGAAGUCUGGAGCAAUAACCUGAUAGAAAACAGUUCACCAUGAGAAGACACAGAGAAAGAAUCCAAAUAACAAACGAUUAAACAUCAAACAAGCAAACUAACUCAAUAAACAUUAAGUAUUAGGAAGUGGGAGUAGAAUUGGUUUUAAUAGAAUUACAUUGAUUGUAAAGGAACAAGAUGUAACAAAAAUUGAAUGUAAAGCACAGAAAUUUGUUACUCAGUUCAAUUAAUCAGACUCGGUACUUUUGCUCCAUUUAAGCGUUCUAGCAACCUUGGUGAUUUUCCAGGCUUGAUGUCAGCAUUAAUACAUAUGUGCACAGACUCAGUGUCCUACAAUCUCAUUAUGUAUAAGAUAAAUAAUGAGAGACAGUAAAAUGUUUCACCAAAGUAUCUCAUUAAAUACUUAAUUAAACAGAACCUAACACAACUAAUCUUUGACAUGGUGUCAAUACUAUAACUGAAUGAAUCUCAGUCUGCUUUCAUCACUGCCGCAGUUCUUACUUUGGAUGACAGUCCUAUUUAUGUGAAGAUUAAACAAUAUAUCUAGCUUUAUAUCCCCUGACAGAUUAUAAUGUAAUGAGGGGUGGGAGAGAAGGGGAGGCUGGGGAAGCUUGAAGAACAGGUGGGGAAGGCUCAGGUAGAGACCGGGAGAAUGAGUGAUGUGAAAAACAGUUGGGGCUGGAAAGAGUUGGGGGAAGAUUCAGGGGAAAAAGCUGAAAUAUUAAGUCAUUAUGUUAAAUCUCAAUGGACCAACUGGCCAUUUCCUGCGUACAAUUUUUUAUGUUACACUUGGAUGCAACAUUAUCUUAUGAAUGUAAUCAAAUUUCUUCUGCCUGAGAUAAAAGGAAUCAUGCUGAGCUUGGUCACUGGGCAUAUCUCACAGUGCCCUCACUCUGCCAUUACUUCAUUCAUCUCUAUGGUGCAUGCACUGAUAACCUAUGACAUGGACCCGGUCUAUAUCUGAUGUGUUAUUUCAACGUGACAUGGAUUAUCUUUACCUGUCUAUUUUUCUACAUAUUGUUAUUGGGUUCCCUGAGCUGUGAAACAGGACCAGCCUAUCCACAUCCUCUUGACAGAUGCAAGAGCAAUUUUAGCUUAGAUGGAGAACUCUCAAAAAAUCCUCUCUCUGUCAAGCAGUAAUGUGGGCAAAAAGAUCCUAAUUAAAGAGUGAAAAUAGCAUGCAAAAUGUGGGAGUGAAAAGUAAUUACAUUGAAAGUGAACAGAAUAAUUGGAUCAAGGCAUGAAUUAAUAAGCCAGUGCCAGCAAGUGUACUUUAAUUUUAAAUGCUUGUAUUUUUUAAAUGUUCAUGUCCUCAGUGAAGAAGGCAUAAUUAUAAGGACAAGUAUGUAUUGAAAAUUUUCAUUGCAAUCUUAGAAACGUAUGUUUUGAAAAGUUGACACAGUUGUAGAUGUAGUAUAUUAAUCCUCCGAACAGUCUUAGUUUUGAUGAGAUCCUGCCAUAAAUGCACAUGUAAGCCGAAAAACUGUUACAACAUGUUUAACAGACAGAUAAGCAUAUUUGAAUAAUCAGCAAAAUAUUUUUAGAGAUUUACAAGCGUUUUAUUCUACAUCUAUAAUUUAGAACAAAUGCCAGUUCCCACAUUUCCCUUUCUCCGAUUAAGAUGCGGAAAUGUUUUCUCUUAUAGUGGCAAUGGAACAUUGUUGGAUCCACCCUUAAUUGCGAACAUUCUAACAUUAACAGACUGCCCCUACAGAAAAAUAACACAUCACAGAUCCGUAAGAUAAUAAGAAACAUGAGCUCUGCCAUUCAAUCGUGACUGAUACGUUUCUCAACCCUAUUCUCCUCCUUUCGCCCCAUAAUCCUGAUUCCUCUCCUAUUCACAAAGUUUCAUUUAAUCCAUUUCUGCCUUUAUGUAAUCUCUGGAGUUUUAUUUCUAUUCCUGGUGUUUCCUCCGGUGAGGUGUAACAAUAUUUCCUUUCAAACAGGUCACAUUGCCCGGAGCGAUUGAAAAUAGAAAGUGCUGGAGAAGCUCAGCAGGUCAGGCAGCAAUUGUGAAGAAAAAAGAGAGUUCAACAGCAUUAAUAUUUUGUGUCCAGUGACAUUUCUUCAGAAAGUUGCUGGCAAAUGUUGAGAUUUAUACUGAUGACAGGGUGAGGUGGGAAAGAUGAGUAAUUUGAAUAAAUGCGUGCCCAAAGACAGUAAAAUCAGACAAAGGGAUUGCUGGUAGUGAGCCUGCAGAGAAGUGAGUGCUGAAUAUAUGCCAGUGGAAUGUGUGAAUAGUUAAAAAUAGGUUGGCUGUGCUGGAAUGGCAUUUGAAAUUUAAAGCGUAGAAAUGUGAGUUGAUCAGAAAGGCCCAAAUAUAUAUGGGGCUCAAGCCAUUAAAGGUGACAGGACAGGUAAAGAGAGCUGUUAAAAGCAUUCAAUAUUCUCGGCUUCAGUAACUCUACAGUUUAGCACAAGUACUGAUUUCCAUCUUUCCCUCUGAACCCUUUUCCUGUCCUGAAGCUAACUUUACACUGGGGAGAAAAUCGACACUUUUAUAUAAAAACCAUGAGCAAAAUCUACUAUCAAUCAAUUCUGGAGUUGUUUCAGUUUAUCUUAAAGGGACCUAUACUUCUAACGCUGCUACAACACACAUUUCCCCUGCAACUAUCCCUAUCUAUAACACUGACUCUAAUCCUCAAUUAAAUUUUUGUAGAAUACAUACUUUGAUUUUAUUCUUUUUGCUUCCUUUCUUUUGUAGGGGAGAAACUGAUUUAUAUAAAGGCAAUUAGUAAUGUAGAUUGAAUUUUGCAAUCCAAUUAAAUGAAAUGUAUAACUUGUUUGUUAAAGCAUGAAUCCUUCUUUAACAGAAAGUAUUUUACAUGAUAUUUAUUAUCAAAUGCUUAUUUUUAAAUCAAAAUUGCAACCCGAUGCAAAUUGA